CCGGGCGUGUGCUUCCGGCGUCGGCGGCCGUGGCCGAGGACGGUGUGAGAGCGGUAAGAUGGCGGCGGCGGCGGUGGUAGAGUUCCAGAGAGCCCAGUCUCUACUCAGCACCGACCGGGAGGCCUCCAUCGACAUCCUCCACUCCAUUGUGAAGCGUGAUAUUCAGGAGAAUGAUGAGGAGGCCGUGCAGGUCAAAGAGCAGAGCAUCCUGGAGCUGGGGUCUCUCCUGGCGAAGACUGGACAAGCUGCGGAGCUUGGCGGACUCCUCAAGUAUGUGCGACCCUUCUUGAAUUCCAUCAGCAAGGCUAAAGCAGCUCGCCUGGUCCGAUCUCUUCUUGAUUUGUUUCUUGAUAUGGAAGCAGCUACCGGGCAGGAGGUCGAGUUGUGUUUAGAGUGCAUCGAAUGGGCCAAAUCAGAGAAAAGAACUUUCUUACGCCAAGCUUUGGAGGCAAGACUGGUGUCUUUGUACUUUGAUACCAAGAGGUACCAGGAAGCGUUGCAUUUGGGUUCCCAAUUGCUGCGGGAGUUGAAAAAGAUGGAUGACAAAGCCCUUUUGGUGGAAGUACAGCUUUUAGAAAGCAAAACAUACCAUGCCCUGAGCAACCUGCCAAAAGCCCGAGCUGCCUUAACCUCUGCUCGAACCACAGCAAAUGCCAUUUACUGCCCCCCUAAAUUGCAGGCCACCUUGGAUAUGCAGUCAGGUAUUAUCCACGCAGCAGAGGAGAAGGAUUGGAAAACGGCGUACUCAUAUUUCUAUGAGGCGUUUGAGGGUUAUGACUCCAUCGAUAGCCCCAAGGCCAUCACAUCUCUGAAGUACAUGUUGCUGUGCAAAAUCAUGCUCAACACCCCAGAAGAUGUCCAGGCGUUGGUGAGCGGGAAGCUUGCACUCCGGUAUGCGGGGCGGCAGACAGAAGCAUUAAAAUGUGUGGCUCAGGCUAGCAAGAACAGAUCACUGGCAGAUUUUGAAAAGGCCCUGACAGAUUACCGGGCAGAGCUCCGGGACGACCCCAUCAUCAGCACGCACUUGGCCAAGUUGUAUGAUAACUUACUGGAACAGAAUCUGAUCCGAGUCAUCGAGCCUUUUUCCCGAGUACAGAUCGAACACAUAUCUAGCCUCAUCAAACUCUCCAAGGCCGAAGUGGAAAGGAAAUUAUCACAGAUGAUUCUUGACAAGAAGUUUCAUGGGAUCUUGGACCAGGGGGAGGGUGUCUUGAUUAUUUUCGACGAACCCCCAGUAGAUAAAACUUACGAAGCUGCUCUGGAAACAAUUCAGAACAUGAGCAAAGUAGUGGAUUCCCUCUACAACAAAGCCAAGAAACUGACAUAGAGUUGGAUCUGUAGCGGUCCUUUGGAGAGUGUGUGUGGCGGGAGAGUGAAACCUUUGGGGAAAAUGCUAGGAGAUUCUUUUUUCUUUCUGUUCUACUUUUCGCUCGGAAAGUUUUUAAAUCCUCAUUUGGUGCAUCUGUAUUCCAGCCGAUAGGUGUGCCAGUUUUCAUGUAAUCUUUACUGGCCCAACUUGGGAGUGGGGAAAUUGCUUAAAAAAAAAGAAAAAGAAAAAAAAAAGGUUAUUCUAAAUAAAAGGAAAAAGGCUUACACUACCUAAAGCUGUGCUCUCUGCCUCCUGGGAGAGGGCCGCAAAGCCAGGCGCUCCGCCAGCCACGGGGGCUCCUAACCCACCGCUGGGCGUCACCUCUCCUCUUCAGAAUUGGGUGUUUGCCUGACCAUCAAAGCAACGACUUUUUAUUCUGUUUGUACUGAACCAAAACAAACAACUGUGUAUAGACUGCUGUUUUCUUUUUUAUUUGAAACGAGGCGUUUCGGUGUUCUUUCCCCUGCCAUAUGGCCUGUCCACUCACCCUUCCCCUGAACAAUGGCUCCAGCAGACUGGCCGAAGGUCCCGCCGCGCCACCGCAGCAGCAGCGCCCGCACGGCUCCGCUCCGACCUGUGAAGGGAUGGGGACGAGGCCGGGAGCUCGUGUCCACUGCGGCCACAUGGGGAGCAGGGUGGGCCCUCGGGGGCCUGCUGUGCAUGUGGCCCUUUUUAACACAGUAAACUAGAUUAGACGUCAGUGUUUUAAUUGCCUCCCUUCUCUGCUCUUUUCUCCCCUCCUCUCUUUCCUCUCUCUCACCCAGGAGACCAUCCCAUUGUCUCUCUUCCUCCUUCCUCCUUCCCUUCCAGGGGAGUCAGGCUGUCUGAAACCCUUCAGCUUCUCUCCCUGUCCCACUGCUCCUGUCCUGCUGUCAGGUGGAUUUAUUCCUUUUUUAAACAGUGAACAUCAGAAAUGAGACUGUGGGGUGUGUGGAUUUUUCCCCCCUCUCUCUCCCAAGUUUUGUUGUUGGGUUUUUGAGCAACCUCAUGUCCCCCUCCCAGGGAGCUUCUUUAUUUACCUCUUAGAAAUGGAACGAAUGGGAGGUAGGGCACUGUACUUCAGCAUGCUUUGUUUUAUGAUGAGAUUACAUAGCAAGGCUUUCGUGCCAUCUGGGCAGGUAAGCUUCUGCACCUCUGUCGUGCUCAGCUAUCUUUUCUUCUUCUCAUUCCUCUUUGUUUUCUGUUUUUUCCUCCUCCUCCUCCUGCCUCCUUCCUGCUGGCCUCCGUUUAUCUUUCUCUUCCUUUCUCAGAUUAUCCUUCCAGGUUUCCGUAAUAAAUUUAUAUUUUGUAAAAGGAUUUUGUUGUAUCAGGUUUAGCAUCCUCACUGAAUCUGACUGGCUUUUAUUUUCCUCUCCAAAAUCAGGUUUUUGUUCUCAACAUCUUUCCCCAUCAUGUCCAGUCACUGUUUUGGUUUUGGCGCCAUCAAUAUCAAAUGUACAAACGGUUCUUGCUAACCAACACCAGGUAUAUCUGAUGUUCAGAUGAGUUCCAAUAAAAACAAUUUUUUUUUCAAAA
Messenger RNA from Vicugna pacos (alpaca), 2884 nucleotides. RefSeq names its product proteasome 26S subunit, non-ATPase 11 (gene PSMD11). The record is from RefSeq and is a predicted model, not a curated record. Gene Ontology annotation, molecular function: protein binding. Lineage: Eukaryota; Metazoa; Chordata; Mammalia; Artiodactyla; Camelidae.